CGAGAGUCCAUAACAUUUACCGAACUGGCGCGAACACGCAAUAGGCAGUAUGCAUCAUCGAGCACGAAAGGCGCCUAAGUCACUUUGCAAGGGCGGUUUGUAACUCGUAAGCAAACCAGAGCACCUCACUUGAAGGGUUGAUCUUGAAGCACAGUUUCAGAACGAUACGCGCGAGAGGGAAUGAUCUCAAAGCAAAGAUUUGGAGAAUUAUCCUAAAAUUUAGGGUUUUGUAGCAUUUAGGGUUUGGAGGAAGCUUUCUGCAAAUUAGGGUUUGGAGGAACCUAGGAGAAGCCAGUUUCUUUUUACACUGUAACUGAGCAGUGAUGGCUGUUCGAUUCAAAUUCAGGAGCUCUCUCAGUUACGACUCUGUUCAAAUUGAUGGUCCCUGUAUCACUGUUCGUGAUCUUAGGGUCAAUAUCAUUGAACAGAAGAACCUUAAACUUUGCCAGGAUUUUGAACUGGAAAUUUCUGAUGCAAUAACGGGCAAAGCUUAUGAGGAUGAUGAUACUCCGGUUCUGGAGGGUUCAAGUGUGAUAAUAAAGAGAGUGCCUACUGGAAAAUCAAAUCCUGUCGUUCUGCCCUGUAUUGACACUGUCGAGAAUCAAGUGAUUGAACGUUUUAAUUUUGAUGCUAGUCCUGGAUCUCCAUCUUUUGCUAACAUGGAUGCGGAUAACUUUGACGACUUUGGUGUGGAUUUGUAUUCUGCUCCAGUACCAUCCCUGUUGGAAACUGACUCAGAUGAAGUUGAGCGGAACAGUACAACCAAGAGGAAUGCAGCCAAUGAAGUUCAAAGAUUAUCGGGAUCUGUUUCAAAACAUGAGAACAUUGAAUCAAAUGAUCCUGCUGAAACUGUUUCAAAAGGGCUCCUUGAAAGGCACGGUGAACCAGCUUGUGGGUUUGGAGGGGAGGCACCGGCUAGCAGUCAGAAAGCUCAUUCGAAAGAACCCUUGAAAACUGACAAGGUGGAAGUCUUGAAGGAUGCAGGGUCUAGUUUGCCUACAAUGCCAAAUGCAGAGUUGCCAUCAGAACUUAGAUGCACACUUUGCAAUGCAAUUUUUAAAGGCGCUGUGAUGAUACCGUGUUGUCAACAUAGCUUUUGUGACAAAUGUAUUCGUUCUGUACUCAUUGAGAAGGCUAAGUGUCCCCAGUGUUCUGCUACCAAAUGCAAGGUUGAUGAUUUGCUUCCAAAUCUUUCUCUCAGACAAGCAAUUGAACAUUUUCUUGAGUCUCAAGGACUGAUCAGUGGUUCUGACACUGCUCUUCCUAAAUAUGCACCAGAUGGAGAAUCUGGAAUUCAAGCUAAGGAGGUGUCACAUGUUGUCUCCACACUUCGAAGGGAGCAACAUGUACCUCAUUCUUCUUCGGCAACAGGGAAAGGAUCCAAUCAAAUUACUACAGAGUUUGCAAGCGAUAUCAAAGUUAGAAACACUGGAGUUGGUGCUGGUUUCGCUCCCCAUGUGCAUGUGGAUGUUGGCCAUUCCGCCCCAUCUUCUUCGCAAAUGGUGACAAAACUGGUGACAAAACUGAAGGAAAAUGAAGAUAGAAAUGGUGCUGCUUGUCCUCCACAUGUCAAAAGUACAUCAGAAGGCCGGAAUUCUGCUGUUGAUUAUGAAGAUUCUAGUAAGCCCUCCAAGUUGCCUCAAUCACCCUCACAUAAAGAAGAAGCCUCCUCUACGGGCAAGAGAAAGAAGAAAGGAUGGCUGGGUGCUAUAGAUGGUGGUAAAAGUUUCUUGGCUUCAACUAAAAGCAAAAAGGGAGACCGUAACUGUUACAUGUGCGGUUCACCAGAUCAUCUGGUAAGAGACUGCCCAGCUGCUUCUGCCCCAUAUCCUAUGCUUCAAACUGGAGAUGCUAUGUUUCCAAAUGGUUUUAGUGCCUAUGGACAUUCAACUUACUGGCCUGGUGCUGCAAUACCUCAUGUUAGGCCCUUCACAAGCCUCUAUGGUGCACCUGGUGCAAUGCCUUUUGAUCCCAGCAUGGUUCCAGUUUCACCAUAUGCUAUUCCUCCUUACAUGCCUUCAAUUUAUACAGGCAUGCCAGUUCCUUGUGGAUUCAUGAGGAUGGGCAGUUUGAUGCCACCUAUGGUGGCUGGAGCUGAUCGGCCCCUUAGUCGUGUUGAAUUUAUGGAGCUUCAGGGAAGCGAACGAAGGCGUAAACUUUGGAAUGAGCAACCGCAGAGUAGAGAAUUACAUGCACAAGAUGAUGCUGUUGAAUCGUCUGAAAGGCGCUAUUCUGAUGCCCCAAGGAAAUCUCAGGACCGAAAGCCUCAUGAUGUGGAUAGGGACUCAGUGAGGAACUACUCCGAAGAAAGUGACAUCCAAAGGCCAAUAAGUAAAAACCAUCGAGAGAAAUAUUUUUCAUCAGAUGAUGAUGGCAUCUUCUCACCAUACAAAAGGCCAGAAAAAUCCCGUGGCAAUGGGAAAGAGCACCGGUCAUAUCGUGGCAGCCAUUCAGAGAAAUCAAACUCUGAAAAAUCUCUCUCUAGGCGCAGUAGAGAGAAACAUAAGCACCACAAGAAGGGUUCUUCCAAGAAGCAUAGAGAGAAAGAGGAUUACUUAAAGAGCAGCAAUCACCGAAGGGAUACAUCAGAUGAUAGGAGAAGGGAUGUGUCAGAUUCUGAGAGGCAUUACCGCAAAAGUGGGGGGCAUUCUUCAAAGGUAGAGGCUGAACCCAGCUUUUCGGGUGACCGGAAAAGGCGUUGGAGAGUGGAAUAUGAAGUUCUGAACGAGGAAGUAGCAUUUCAAAGUUCAAGGCACUCCAAGCACAAGGUAAAAGACGAAGAGAACCCCUCUGAAUUUGACAGGUGGGAGAUGGUUGAUGGGUCAGAUGAUGAGAGACAGGGCUAUUAUUACCAUAAGAGGAAGCGGGGCCACUAAGACAAGUUAAUAAUUCUUAAUUGGUUGGUUCUCAUUAUCAUUUCUAGAGGGUUGCAGCUGGGCAAAGUGGGUGGGGGCCACAGGACACUGAAUAUUUUGCUGCUACGAAGAUUAUCACUGAGGUAAUUGUACAGGAUUGAACUGAUGCUACUGAGCGAUUCUUUCUUGCUGGUAUUGUUUUCUCUUAUUAUAGUGAUAAUUUGUGGUAAUUUGUAAAGGAAUCUGAUUAGAGUGUAUAGAUAGUUUGUAGAGAACUUGAGUAGCCUAGUGAUAAUUUCUAGUGGAAUUGGUUUAGAAUAAGGGUAAUCUAUUUGUGUUAUCAUAAUGGUAACUGCUAGAGAAAUUGAUGAGAAUUUGCCUUCUUUGUUUGUUAUUAAUUGUCCCAAGAAGUUGAAAGAUUGGUGACUCUAAAUAUUGAUGGCUGUAAGAUUUGGUGGCAGUUUGAAGAAGGCUAGCAAGAGACCUGGGAAUGAGAUUGGUCCCAUAUAUGUUGGGGCUUGGCGCUAAUGUGAUUUAGUUGUGGUUUUUCUGAUACAGAGUCAUAUACAGGUGAGAAGGUCGUCCAUGCAGUUUGAUAUCCACAGUUAUUUUGGUUACUCUAUGCUGGUUCUAAUCAACAACAACGUGAUUUAAUUAAGAAGUGAAGGAGUCAAAAAUCAAAGCAAAAAUUAGGGUUUUUGAUUUUCCUUUCUCUGGCCAACUUCAAUCAUUAGCAGAGCAUUUAUUAAAGCUGGCAAAGGUAUGGUUUGUACUUUUAUCUCAUACUUGUUUCUAUAUCCACAGUAUGUAUAGCUACCUAUACACACACGGCCACAUUGCAAAAUCCUACGAGACUUUUUGGAAACCUUAUUUCCUCAUUUUCUAAAGAAAUUGUCUGCAUAUGGCUCUAUGCUUCAGCCAGCUAGUUUUUUUUUCUUCUUUUUCUUUUUUAUUUGUUAGGAAAAGAUAGAAACAUCCUACUUUUUGUAUAUACUCAGUACAAACACACACCUCCCAUAUUUUUUUUGUACCAUGUGGUAUUAAUCUGAUCAUGAAUUGCUGCUCAGUUUCCAUACUACUGAAUACAUUUUAACCUGAAAUGUGCCUGCCCUUUAUUGCAAAUCCCUUCCUGGAUAGGGGUGUUUUUGUCAUUUGCCCAGGUAAAUGAUGGAAAUAGAGCAUUGGAUGUUUUUGUCAUUUGCCCAGGUAAAUGAUGGAAAUAGAGCAUUGGACAAUGACAGAAGUAGAGCAUCCAGGGUUGACAUAUCAUUCAUAAGAUAGCACGAGGUGCAUAAAUAGAUGUUACCUGUUUCUCAGUUGAAUGUCUGCCCUAGAAGCUUUAUUUCUGUAAUUUGCCCUAAUAGUGGUUCCAUUUUUGUUAUUGCCCUUGGUAAAUAUUGUGAAGUAGCCCCGUGCCAGAUGUAGAUUUCAAUACGAGGUCGGAGCUAUUUGUGUCCGAAGGUUAUUUUCCUUUGGGAGAACUUACUUCACCCUUUGAGAGGGUCUGCUGCUUUCUCCUGUCAACUUAGUUCACCCUCCAUAGAGAAUACUUACCUCUCUCUCUCAUGCACGCGUCCACAUGGGCAAGCAUGUGUAUAGGUGCACAGCAACCCACAAAUUAUUUAUUGGUUUUUGGAAACAUGUUUGUGCGAUAACUUAUUUCUGAGUAUUUGUUAUGUUCAAUUCUUUUAA
This is a messenger RNA of Amborella trichopoda, 4547 nucleotides long. Its product is annotated as E3 ubiquitin ligase PQT3-like. Lineage: Eukaryota; Viridiplantae; Streptophyta; Magnoliopsida; Amborellales; Amborellaceae. The record is from RefSeq and is a predicted model, not a curated record. Gene Ontology annotation, biological process: mRNA processing; protein ubiquitination; ubiquitin-dependent protein catabolic process. Gene Ontology annotation, cellular component: nucleus. Gene Ontology annotation, molecular function: nucleic acid binding; zinc ion binding; ubiquitin protein ligase activity.